AUAUACACUGCUGCGAUCCUCUCCACACCUCGCUUACUCACAGAUCUUCACGCUCUCAAAUUCAAUUCAAAUUUCUACAUACUUUUCAUUUCAGUUCUUAUCUCUAGAUUUCUGGUAGCAAUAUCUGAAUCGUUGAUUCCGCAACAAUGGACGCAGCUUCGCAGCUCGUCUUCUGCGGAAUCGAUCCUAUGCGUUGCACCUCUCUGCCGUCUCGUACUGUUUCCGUUCCCUUUUUGAAGGCUGCCAGCAACCGCCGGUCGUUUCCGAGGAUUCGGAGACGGAACGCCGUCGUGCGUGCCAUUGCAACUGAGCCUAAGCCGUCUGACACCAAGCCUUCUCCGUCCAACACGUCGUCGUCUCGGCCGGUCAACGGAUUCCCCAAGCCAGUAAAUGGAGUCUCUACAAGAAUGCAGGAUGUAUCACAAGAGAUCAAGAGAGUAAGGGCACAAAUGGAAGAAAAUGAGCAAGUAGCCAUAUUAAUGAGGGGGCUACGAGGUCAAAAUCUGAAGGAUUCUCAGUUUGCAGAUAACAAUAUUAAGCUUCGCCUAGUUGAGGUUGAUGAGAGCAGUGAGUUCCUGCCUUUAGUAUAUGAGCCUGCUAGCAUUGCUGCAUAUUGGGGAAAAAGGCCAAAUGCUGUUGCAACACGUAUUGUGCAAUUAUUGUCUGUUGCUGGAGGUUUUCUUUCACGCAUUGCCUCGGAUGUAAUAAACAAAAAAGUUAAAGAGAAUGAGGUUGCCCGAGCUAUUGAACUGAGGGAGAUUGUAACGUCCCUGGGUCCAGCGUAUAUUAAACUAGGGCAGGCAUUAAGCAUUCGACCUGAUAUACUAUCACCAGUUGCAAUGGUUGAGCUGCAAAAGCUUUGUGACAAGGUUCCAUCGUUUCCGGAUGAUGUUGCCAUGGCCCUUCUUGAGGAGGAACUUGGACAGCCUUGGUAUAACAUCUAUUCAGAACUUUCUCCCUCCCCAAUUGCUGCUGCAUCUCUAGGACAGGUGUAUAAGGGCCGGCUCAAAGAGAAUGGAGAUUUGGUAGCUGUUAAAGUACAGAGACCAUUUGUCCUUGAGACUGUUACAGUCGAUUUAUUCAUUAUUCGGAAUUUGGGUCUAUUUCUUAGGAAAUUCCCACAGAUCUCAGUUGAUGUGGUUGGAUUAGUUGAUGAAUGGGCUGCUCGUUUCUUUGAAGAGCUUGAUUACGUUAAUGAGGGAGAAAAUGGGACACUUUUUGCAGAGAUGAUGAAGAAAGACCUUCCCCAGGUUGUUAUACCUGCAACAUAUCAAAAGUAUACUUCAAGGAAGGUUCUUACAACACAGUGGAUAGAUGGAGAGAAACUAUCACAAAGUACAGCAAGUGAUGUUGGGGAGUUGGUAAAUGUUGGUGUGAUAUGCUACCUUAAGCAGCUGCUUGAUACAGGUUUCUUCCAUGCUGAUCCUCAUCCGGGGAAUUUGAUACGUACUCCAGAUGGAAAGCUAGCUAUACUUGAUUUUGGCUUGGUUACAAAACUAACAGAUGAUCAAAAAUAUGGCAUGAUCGAAGCUAUAGCUCACCUUAUACACAGAGACUAUGGUGCAAUAGUCAAGGAUUUUGUCAAGUUAGGUUUCAUUCCAGAAGGGGUUAAUUUGGAACCAAUCUUGCCAGUGCUGGCAAAGGUUUUUGAUCAGGCACUUGAAGGUGGAGGAGCAAAAAAUAUUAACUUCCAGGAGCUGGCAUCUGAUUUGGCACAAAUAACAUUUGAUUAUCCAUUCAGAAUACCCCCUUAUUUUGCUCUAAUCAUUCGAGCAAUAGGAGUUCUGGAGGGUAUUGCCUUAGUGGGAAAUCCUGACUUUGCCAUUGUGGAUGAAGCCUAUCCAUAUAUUGCACAGAGACUCCUGACAGAUGAAUCUCCACGUUUGAGGAAUGCUUUAAGAUAUACCAUAUAUGGGAAAUCUGGUGUUUUUGAUGCUGAAAGAUUUAUAGAUGUCAUGCAAGCAUUUGAGACUUUCAUAACUGCAGCUAAGAGCGGAGGUGGGGAGAAUUUGAAUGGGAGAAUGGCAGAACUUGGAAUUAUACAAACGCAACCAAAUUAUAUGCUCCCCGUACUCCCAUUGGCUGCGUCUGAAGGGAUGCAACCUGUUAAAACUAGAGCAGCCUUGGGAUUUCUAAUUUCUGAAAAAGGGAACUUUUUCCGAGAAUUUCUUUUGGAUGAGAUUGUAAAAGGAAUUGAUGCAGUUACAAGGGAACAGUUGGUGCAAAUAAUGGCUUUACUUGGAAUACAAAAUGCAUCUCCAGUAUUCAGCAUGGUUCCUACUUUAGGGCUUAUCAAACCUGCUGCGCUUUUGCCAACAAUAACUGAGGAGGACAAAGUCAUAUUGAACAAUGUCCAGAAGAUAGCUGAUUUCUUAACAGCUGGAAGUGCAAUUUCAUCAAACCAGGGUGUUGAUGUUUCUCGGGCUAUUCAAGAACUUCUCCCAGUGCUUCCAGGCCUUUCGGCUAAAGUGCUCCCCGAGGUGCUGAGUCGAUUAUCUUCCAGGGUAUUCGCACGCUUGCUACGAGAUACACUACUGUAACUCUAAUUAAUCCUUAACUUUCUUGCUCUAAACCACCUGCAUUAUAUUGUGCACAUUUGGUGAUUCACAUGCCUAGAGGCUAGAGUAGAGAUUACACAAAUACAGUAUAGAUUGACAAUAUAUUGAAUCCUCUCUGUAUUCAAAUAACAGAAAAAUCUGUAUAGUUCAAUUAAUGUAAAGCUUUAUGCUAAAAUCAUUUUUUUUUUCA
Ipomoea triloba (trilobed morning glory) is the source of this 2748-nucleotide messenger RNA. RefSeq lists its product as uncharacterized. Gene Ontology annotation, cellular component: chloroplast. The transcript has 13 exons. Bases 147 to 2540 code for a protein of 797 amino acids. Gene Ontology annotation, molecular function: ATP binding; protein kinase activity. Lineage: Eukaryota; Viridiplantae; Streptophyta; Magnoliopsida; Solanales; Convolvulaceae. The record is from RefSeq and is a predicted model, not a curated record. Gene Ontology annotation, biological process: protein phosphorylation.